This is a messenger RNA of Angiostrongylus costaricensis, 1077 nucleotides long. The record is from the annotation of a GenBank genome assembly. Lineage: Eukaryota; Metazoa; Nematoda; Chromadorea; Rhabditida; Metastrongylidae.
AUGGAUGAACUCGAUAAUGCAUUGUUCGGACGAUCAACUGGAUCAAAACCGAAACCGUCCUUAGGAAAUAUCGACUCGCUCUUAGGAGAGACCAAAAAAGCUCCAACUAAAAGUACCCUGGACGAUCUCUUCACUGACACAACCAGUGAACAAAAGCCUGCUCCCACAUCGUCCUCACCUGCAACUACUAUCCAACGACCUUCUCGUCAUGUAGUCGGAACCACUACAUUAGGAAGCCUUCUUGGACCACCACGAACUGAAAAGGAGCCGAAACCUUCUACUGCCUCAACUAUAGCACCAGUUCCGGCUGCUACGCCACCUCCUCAAUCCAUUAGCUCAUUCUCAGAAGAUAGCUUGCGAACAAAAAGAUUAGAAAAUGAAGUUGAACGAUUGAAUCGAGAAAUCGAUGAAUUAAAAAUCCGAAAGAGGGAAGAUGAGCAGGAUAUUGAAAGACUUUGGAAAGAUAAACUGUCUAAAAGAAACCUGGAUCAUCAACAAGACCUCAAUGAUAUUAGGACGAAUCACGAGAAGCACAUCUCAAAACUGGAACAAGAGCAUUCUGAGGAGUUGCAAAGACUAAAGACUACAUAUCAACGACAGCUGGACACCAUACAGCAAUCGGCUAUGCAAUGGAAAGAUGUUAGUACGGUGGUGGACAAGGUUGACAUGCUUUCAUCUACCAUACAUCAGUUAACAGACAAUGUGACUACUGUAGCAGAUCAUUCAUUGACAGAAAAGGAGAACGCAUUACGAAUUCGAGAACAACAGCUGGAGAAUAGAGAGCAAAGGCCAAACAUAGUAAAAGACUGCAUGUUAAGGUUAAUCGAGGAGAAGAAUCAAUUCAACGAUGAGCGCAAGAAAGUUCACGAGUUAAAUUCGAAGUUAAACGAACUAUGCAAAGGUCAAGAGACGGCAAUGGAACAGGAAAAAUACCGCGUACGAGAAGAGUGGAAUCGCUUGAAUGCCGAGAAGUUAGUAUUCAAAGAAGAUCAAAGAUUCAUUUUGGAUAGCAUAGAAAAGCAGAAGAUGGUACUGGAGAAAUCGAAGGUAUUCACUGAAACGAUUUUUUUUCGUUAA